AUGCGUCUAUCGGCUAUCUUGUUGGCUACCCAGACGCUCCAGCGGCCUGUCAUGGCUUGGGUGGGCCUGCAGAGUGUUCUUUCUCGACCGGCCUGCUACGACUCUGACGUGACGGUGCACGUCUCUAAGACCACCGAUCAAUCGUUCGUCAACCAAGUCUAUGACCUAGAUAUCCUCUAUGCGCUUGCCGGCAAGCAGAUUUUGGUGUCCAAUUCGUAUAACAUUUCGUCCCGGCUGUGCGAACCUCUCCAGACCAACACCCACUCGGACACUCUUCAGCUCAUGGUCCAUGGGGCGUCGUUCAAUAAGAACAUGUGGGACUCCCAGUACUAG
Messenger RNA from Penicillium concentricum, 333 nucleotides. RefSeq names its product valacyclovir hydrolase. The record is from RefSeq and is a predicted model, not a curated record. The transcript has a single exon. Lineage: Eukaryota; Fungi; Ascomycota; Eurotiomycetes; Eurotiales; Aspergillaceae. Bases 1 to 333 code for a protein of 110 amino acids.